GUUUGAAAUAUGUGAAUACCCGUGACUUUAAAACGGAAAUUUAAUUUUUUUCUUCCUUUUAACUUUACUCUUUAGGCAGUUGACCCUGAUCUCAAGAAGAUAAGUAAGUUUUGCUAUUCUUUAAUUAAGAUCUACAGCCAGCCCAACACUCAAUCCCAGUCCCAUUGAGAAAUUUACGAAAAUCCCAGAGCAAGUGGUUCAUCCAUGUGAUGACUUUUAAACACAAUUCUGCGUUCAAUUCAGUGCCCUCUAGUUUAGAACUAGUUUUGCCGAGAAAAAGGUAUAUAUUUUUCUGCUACUUACAGUAGCAGAAAAAUGACUUCAUUGAGCCAUAAGUCGGUUAAAUUCAGUUUUCCUGAACUUUUUUAGACAAAUUCUCUAUCAAAAAUUGCUCUGUAGCUGUUCAUAAAGUUAUUUAACUUUGAAAUGUGCAACUACAACUGUCUUUAUAAUGGCAUUUGGGUUUUCUCAUACCCAUUUUUGAGUCCUUCAUUCCCAGUAACCCAAAUCCCAUUUCCCCGUCCAAAUAUACGCAAAUCAUUUGCUGGGCAUUUAUAUUUAUCUAUUAUCUUUAACCAUUGCUGCUGUUCUUAAGUUAAUUAAACAACAAUUUUAAAAUUUAUAGACAAGCACAUUUGACUCCUUGGAAAGGAAAAAGGCUACUCAUUCUAAGAAUCGUCGCCAGAGGCCUGGCACGAGUAAUUACGUUUUCGACCCUGCAGCAAUGCACUACUUCACCAUUUUAUGUACUAUUUAAAAAACGAGCAGGAGUGUUUUAUUAGGUUUACCAGUAAAGUCACGAGCGCGCAGCGCGAAUGGCUUUAGACCUAAUAAAACACGACCUGCGAAGCGACCUGUGAGUUUUUUAAAUGGCUUCAAAAACGUUUGCAUAAUAAGUCAAAUCUUUAUAUAAACUAAUCUUUAUAUAAAAAUCUUUAUAUGGUUUGCAUAACAAUGGUCUUUUGUUAAAGUGUUCUUUAGCUGGUAUAAAGACGUAUGCACGUGACUAAUUUCUUACUCAAGAUUGGAUAAUUGGUUCAUGAAUUAUUAAUGAGUUUUUGAAAUAAUAUUAAAAUAUUUUUAUGGAGGUAGUCACUAAUCCCCGACUGAGGCUCGGAAUGUUUUCUAAUUUGGGUUUCCAUUGUCAAAUUUUUAGCUUAUAUUUUUACCAACCUUGGAAAAGAAGGACACGAGGGACCUGCAAACGCGAGAGGUUACCUAGGAACGACUCUAGAAGGCCAGGUUACGUUGAAUGCUGGAAUCCAGAUGUGGCAAGUACCAUACACAGGUACUUACAUAAUCGAGUCACGCGGUGCAGCUGGUGCAAACGGCACUUUUCUGAACAUAUCGGGAAACGGCUUCACUGGCACAUUGAAGCGUGGAGGCUUGGGAGCGAAAAUAAGCGGAAAAUUUUGGCUUACUCAUGGGACCUUGUUGAAAAUUCUUGUGGGCCAGCGUGGAAUGAUAGGUACAUAUGGUUGUAGACGUGGACAUAUACAUAAACAGCUUUUUUUCCGUGCUGGUGGGGGAGGUGGAGGGUCUUUUGUAACAUACGUGAAUAAUACCCCCCUUGUUAUUGCUGGUGGUGGUGGUGGUGGCGGCAGCAGCUGCUGUGGUGCAUGCGUUGGGAUUGCAGAUAAAUCUGAUGGUGAUUCGGGACAGUUAGGGGUAUUAGGGAGCAGAUGUAACAGUACGGUAGGAAAUGGGGGCAUGCUAUGUUCUAAUGAAAAGGGAUACACGACCGAGGCUGGAAGUGGAGCUGGGUUGCUAGGCAACGGUAGUAGUAGUCUUAAGUGGUCAAUACGUCCUGCUAGAUGUUUUGUCGAUGGAGGGACAGGUGGUACCGCUGGUGGGCGGCCAAGUGGUGAUGGAGGGUUUGGUGGUGGUGGUGGUCAUGGUUAUGCACACGGAGGGGGAGGGGGUGGAUAUACCGGGGGUGGUGUGUGGGCUAACGAUACUAGUGGUAUCGCAGGGGGUGGCGGCUCAUUCAACCAUGGCUUUGACAAGAAAUCUGGUUAUGGUGAUGCCUUAGAGCACGGCUUGGUUAAAAUUGUCUUUCUUGGCUAA
Messenger RNA from Paramuricea clavata, 2067 nucleotides. The record is from the annotation of a GenBank genome assembly. Lineage: Eukaryota; Metazoa; Cnidaria; Anthozoa; Malacalcyonacea; Plexauridae.